Molecule: messenger RNA, 1839 nt
Organism: Oncorhynchus tshawytscha (Chinook salmon)
Lineage: Eukaryota; Metazoa; Chordata; Actinopteri; Salmoniformes; Salmonidae
Product: adhesion G-protein coupled receptor G7-like
Exons: 14
Coding region: 31-1839 (602 amino acids)
Biological process (GO): G protein-coupled receptor signaling pathway; cell surface receptor signaling pathway
Cellular component (GO): membrane
Molecular function (GO): G protein-coupled receptor activity
Source: RefSeq, a predicted model, not a curated record
GCAAGAUGUUUGAAUGACACCGGCUCUCCAAUGUUUGGUCCUCCUCACAUUCUGCAGUGUGAAGUAACCCUCAGUGACAUUCAAGGAAAUAUCUCUAGCAGUUCAGGUGAUUUACUACAGUUAGCCUUCAGUACUCAGAUCCUGACCAACCAAAAACAUCAGCUGUCAGCUGACAACAUCACCACAGCAGCUCAGAUCGCUAACACACUGCUUAAGUCUGCAAAAAUCACACAGGACAUCGCAGUGGCAGCUGUAACCACCAUCAGUCAGCUGCUGAAUGCCAGUGAGGAGAGUACACAGGAGAGAGACGCUGUCCAGAGCCUCACAGAGACCCUGGAGAAAUUUUCCUUGGACCAGCACAAUCAUGUGUCCUUGGUGGUUCAGCCCAACCUGGCAGUCCAGUCUGUCCAAGUACCAAGUGACACAGUAGGGAUCCAGUUUACUGCUCUAACUGGAAGUUCUGGUAAUUUUGUGGCCGACAGAAUUAAUCUCAACAUCAAUACCUCUGAACUGAUAGCUGACAAAGGAGGUUCUACCGAUGUCCAGAUUGUUAUCAAAUUCCCUCCAGUUUUACGUAGUAAAAACACAAACCACUCCAUUGGUUUUGUGCUCUACCAAAACGACCGGUUCUUCAGGUCCAGGGCUUUCAGAGCUUCUUUAGGCACCAGCAGGAGGGUCAUCUCUGCUAACCUGGGACAAGUGUCUGGGUUACAUGUUGAGAUGCUCUUCAAGCCCACAACUGUCCCCAACGCCUCCCUCUAUGACUUUGCCUGCGUGUGGUGGAACUACACGUUGAAAGACUGGAGCACCUUUGGCUGCUCCAAAGUCAACCACUCAGAAGACGGCCUGCGUUGUUUCUGUAAUCACACCACUAACUUUGCUGUGCUGAUGUCGUACAGGAAGGAUUUUAAAUACGCUGAAGCGCUAAACUGGAUCACCAUAUUGGGAUGCUCCAUGUCCAUCAUAGGGUUGAGUUUAACAAUAACAUUCCAGAUCGCAACCAGGAAAUCACGCAAAACCAACCCAACAGUUCUCUUAGUGAGCGUCUGCAUGUGUCUCCUGAUCUUCACCCUCCUCUUCAUGUUGGGAGUGGACAACCCUCAUAAACAGCUGGACAAACCUGAAAUACAGGAGGACAACGUUCUCCCCCCGUCCGACAAACACACAGAGCAGGACAGGGGGCCCUGUACUGCAGUGGCAGUCCUGCUGCAGUACUUCCUGUUGGGGACAUUCACCUGGAACACGCUGUACGCCACACAUGUCUUCCUGAUGAUCAGAAACAGCCUGGCCACCAGCCCGUCACACUUCACAGCCUAUACCAUGGCCAUCGGAUGGGGACUGCCUGCGGUUGUGGUGGCCGUCACCUUAGGAAUUAGUUACAGAGUGGAUGAUCCACUGGGUUACAGGCAGGAGGAAUUUUGCUGGCUUGCAGCCCUCGAUCCAAAGGGGAACUUUGAUUUCAAGCUGCCAAUGUUUUGGGGGUUCCUGAUACCUGUGGCGUUCAUGCUUAUCUUCAACACAGUGAUGUUGGUAUAUUUUGCAGUUACAACAGGCAAGACCAACCCACAUUUAACCAGUACAAGACACACAUCGAUGAAGAAGAAGUUCCUCAGUAGCUUCUCUCUGGCUGUGGUGCUCGGUCUCUCCUGGAUCCUGGGCUAUCUGUUGCUCAUUACACAGAACCAGACCAUGUACACCAUACUCAACAUCUCCUUCUGUGUACUCACCACCACUCAGGGCUUGCAGAUUUUCAUUUUGUUCACAGCGAGAACAGCAAUUUUGUUUGUCCAGGGCUUUCAGAGCUUCUUUAGGCACCAGCAGGAGGGUCAUCUCUGCUAA